This is a messenger RNA of Macrobrachium nipponense, 3464 nucleotides long. Its product is annotated as phosphatidylinositol 3-kinase 3-like. NCBI's taxonomy places the organism in Eukaryota, Metazoa, Arthropoda, Malacostraca, Decapoda, Palaemonidae. The record is from RefSeq and is a predicted model, not a curated record. The transcript is spliced from 2 exons. The coding region runs from base 65 to 1177 and encodes 370 amino acids.
AGGGAGUAGACCGAAGUCCGUACACUCGAUCCAACAUGGUUACAGCUCGGAGGAUGGAGUAAGGAUGAAUGCUGUUUUCUUGACCGCUUUAUUGUGGUCUUCGGCACCAGCCGGCGUCUUGACAGAGACCGAAACGGUCUUUGAUGAGGGAGGAGUUCCCAAAGCAAGGUCUAGACCGUGGCUCGAAGAUACGUACCAUCGAAGAAGAAUUCAAGCGCCCAUUUUAAUGCAAAAUAACGACUUUGUCAUCCACUCUGGCAACGUCUCGCAUCCCGUUAAGCGGGAAGUGUUCUCCCGUGGCUUCGUUCACACCGGAAACCUGCCAGAAGAAGAAUUGGGGAAAACCGCCUUGGACGACAAUAGAGAGGAAAUUGAUGACGUGGCCUUUCUGAGACAUGGUCCAGCGGUCGGCGUUUCCACCAACGCCUCGGAAGGGCGGAAGAAGGUCGAGUGUCCUUCGCCGUAUCCUGAGGGUGAAUUCACCAUCUUCGGGUUCUUCAGCUUCGCCAUCCUCCUGGUGCAGUUCAUAGUCAACGUCGUCGUCAGCAGCAAUAAUAACAACAACAAUAACAAUAAUAAUAAUAACAACGACAAUAACAAUAACAACAACAACAACCAGAACGAAGAGGUUAUACAGAACGAAAACAUCGUCACCAAUGAGCUGAUGGGAAUAGGGGUGGGCGGUCGUAGUUUAACGCCAUCGUUAAUGACGCCAUCACUGACGUCGUCGCCAUUAACUUCGAAAGCGCGUAGAGAAGCAAAGACAAAGGCAACUAAAAUCUACUCUUGCAAAAGCGGAGAGUCUGCGACGGAACUCAAAAGUGACUCUUCAAGAUUUUUGUCUCGUUUUCUUCAAAGAUGGUUUUGGUGCGUUGCUUGGGCGACGUGCAGUGUCCCAGAGGAAAAUUUGACGGCGACAGGGAAUCUCGAGUUUAUGGUUAAGAAAUUUUUUCAAUCAGUUUUGGGUUUACCAAUGUUUCUUUUAGCUGAUCAAAACUUCAAUGGUGGAAGUGCCAAAGAAAACGGAGGAAAUGAUAAAGAAAAUGGAGGAAAUUGCGAAGAAAAUGCGGGAAAUGACAGUGAAAGCAAUAACUUUAGUGAUGGUUUAAGUGAAAGUUGUCAAAUCCGUUUGGGGAAAUGCAUUAGAAGUAUGUUAAAAUUUGGAUUAAAUAUAUAAAAUUAAGAAAAAUAAUUUCCGUGUCUGUGUAACCUGCAUCUACGUAAUCAAAAUACCACAUAAGACUUACGAGGCAACCACAGUUUAUCAUACCUCGAAUAGACCAGACUAUAUUUUUUAGUUUUGAAUAUAUUUGUACGGUUACAACUAUGGGCAUGUUUCUUCAAACUGAACAGUUUAAAGAAAGAUCAAGAUUUGUUUUUAAAAAAUGAAAAAUAAGAGAAAGUAUCUUAAACUCACAGAAUGAUAUACUUUCCAUUUUAUUCAAUAUACCUCUAGUUCCCUUGGGUCAGAUUUCUUUCUGUCAAACACUAUUAUCACUUGUGAACCUGCCUUGUCACGUCAAUACUGAAGUAAUUUCCCACUUGCAUUGUAUUUAUUGUAUUUAUUAUACAUCACGUUCAUUAUGUUGGUCUACAAAGUCCCGUUCAAGGUUUUCUCUAGUUCACUAGAACGGAAUACAAAAUUUAGGCCAAAGGCCAAGCACUGGGACCUAUGAGGUCAUCAGCGUCGGAAUGGAAAUCGAGAGUGAAAAGAAUUGAACGGUGUAACAGGAGGAAAACCUCAAAGCAGUUGCAAUGUGGAGUGGAACAGUUGUUAGGAGAGAAGAGAGUAGAAAAGGAGGCGCAGUUAAGAGGAUGAAAAGGGUUGCAGCUAACUGCUUAAGGGACGCUGUGACUUAUGAGGUUUACUGACAGCGCUACCCCCUAUCGGUCGAUAUUGUUAAUUGCGAUAUAUACAUUAACCGCAGAUAAUCGAUUUUAAUAUGUAGAAACACGUAGAGUUUUGUUUAACAGAUUUGGCUAAAUUAAAUUGUAAAUGUCAUGAAACGUCACUUUGUGUGUGUUUUUAUUUUUAUUUAUCUGUUCAUUUAUUUUUAAAAAUUAGUUUAAGUGACGAAGUGAAGUAAAAAGAAUAAAUGUCAUUCUUUGUCCGUUCAACGUCUUCAGAACAUGAUGACCUUACAGCAAGGUUUUCCUGCUGAUACACUUUCGAAACCUUUUACUCUCAAUUUCACUUUCAUCUCUGAAUGACCUCAUGGAUCCCAGCGCCUGGCCUUUUGCCUGAAUUUCAUAAUUCGUUUCCAAGAUUGUAUUAAACAUAAUGUGAACAUAGCCUCGCAGAACAAUAAAUAAGGGACAGAACAUAUAUAUCUAAAUAAUUGCCGUGUACUACCAGGCUAACCCUAUUAGGCCGAGUUCGGGCCGUUUCGGCCGUAAGCACCCAAGUGGGCGCCGUUUUUAGUACUAGUCCUUCGGGGAUGUACGUAAAACAUAAAAUAAUGACGGUAAAUACCAUAAACAAACGUCUUACGUUGGCUAGGCCGAAGUCGUUUGCCAGAUUGGAUGUUACGGCCUAAAUGACUCACAACCGACACGACCAGGGCCGAUUAGAGUCAUUAGACCACUCCUAAUAAUGGUUUAUUUUCUUCAGUGAGGCAAAAAAUCAGGUUUUCCUAAAUUUGCUAGAAUUUCAAUUUACUGGCUCCUGUGGGAUUGUUCCUUGUGAAUUUGGUUCAUCUUCUGAAUAAUAAUGUAGGCCUAACAUCUUGCAUCUGAUGUGCAAUAUCGGCCUAAAUCAUACUACGAAUACGGGGCCAACAUUUGAAUAAUAAAAUACGCCAAGGAAGAUACGAAAAAGAACAAAAUACUUAAGUCGCACAGGCCUAUUGAUGACUAAACUUAAGGUAUCCUACUGACACCAGGAUUCCUUCCCUCAGCAUUAAAUAACUUGAUAAGGAACCGCGUCAGGCUAGGGUUGCCAGAUUUCAAGAUAAGCAAUCCGGGACAUUCUUAAAAUCUCUCUAAUACAUAGACAUCCCCAGAUAAACAUCAUAUAAAUAGAUACAGACGCAGUGAAAAACAUCAAGCAAAUAUUUUAAUAGGAUAUAAAGAAAAAAAAUUUGUUAAACUAAUAUUUAAUGCAAAUUACAAUAAAGAAACUGAAGAAACGGAAACUAAUCCAGAAAAUUUGUAAUCAUUACAAAUAAUUAAGAUACCAAAGUAUCUUUUUCAUAUGAAAACUGAAGAUAAAUGAAAAUAAGAAAAUUGUAUGCACAGAAAUAAUGAAAAUUGAACUUUUUAUUUUAUUUGUAUUUCUCAGAUGAUUUUGCUUUCUUUAGAAGUUCCAUAUUUCCUAAUACCUGCCAGUAAAAUUCUUUGCAUUGACAAUUUAUGUUCCACUUACACUGUAAAAUAGCCUCUAUAGUUGUCACAUCCAAUUUAUUCCUCUCGUCAGUCCACUGAGCACUCAUCAUAGAAAAGACACGCUCAACAUUUGCAUUAUG